Molecule: messenger RNA, 231 nt
Organism: Penicillium brevicompactum
Lineage: Eukaryota; Fungi; Ascomycota; Eurotiomycetes; Eurotiales; Aspergillaceae
Product: H/ACA ribonucleoprotein complex subunit NOP10
Exons: 5
Coding region: 1-231 (76 amino acids)
Biological process (GO): ribosome biogenesis; snRNA pseudouridine synthesis; rRNA pseudouridine synthesis
Cellular component (GO): box H/ACA telomerase RNP complex; box H/ACA snoRNP complex
Molecular function (GO): box H/ACA snoRNA binding; telomerase RNA binding
Source: RefSeq, a predicted model, not a curated record
AUGCAUCUUAUGUACACUCUCGACGCCCAGGGCAAGCGUGUCUACACCCUCAAGAAGUCGAGCAAUGGAACUAAUCUUCGGCUACUGCAGGUCCAGAACGGCGAGGUCACCAAGUCCGCCCACCCUGCUCGCUUCUCCCCCGAUGACAAGUACUCUCGUCACCGUGUCACCUUGAAGAAGCGCUACGGUCUUCUCCUCACCCAGCAGACCGGUACCCCCGCUGCUCUCUAA